UAAGUAAACACCAUUGAUUGCUAAUAUUGCCGCCGCAUAAUUUCUUUGGAUAUUUUAUUGGAAAUUUUAUUUUAAUAAUUAUUAAACAAUUAUAACUUGAAAAAACUUAAAAUUUAAAGAGUUUGAACUUAUAAAAAUGUCCUUGAUUUGUGCGAUUACAAAUGAGGUACCCGAUACCCCUGUUAUAUCACCACACUCUGGAGCUAUUUUCGAGAAACGAAUUAUAGAAAAAUAUAUAUUGGAAAAUGGUGUUGAUCCCAUUACCGGUAAAGAAAUGAAAGCAGAUGAAUUGAUUGAUGUUAAAACACCUCCGAUUGUGAAGCCGAAGCCUCCUACGGCAACAAGCAUUCCAGCUACAUUAAAAACACUACAAGACGAAUGGGACGCAUUAAUGCUGCAUUCGUUCACACAGCGCCAGCAAUUGCAAACAACUCGUCAGGAAUUGUCACACGCUCUUUACCAACAUGAUGCUGCAUGUCGCGUGAUAGCACGCCUUAACAAAGAGGUUGCAGCUGCACGAGAGGCGUUAGCUACACUGAAACCACAGGCUGGUAUUGGAGCAGCUACUGCGCCAACAAACAUACCUCAACCAGCGAUCGCCUCGGAAGCAGCCGGUCUUGCAACUCAGCCCAUAGAGCAGGCAGGCAUGAGUGCAGAAAUUAUACAAAAGCUGCAGGAUAAGGCCACCGUACUCACACAAGAGAGAAAAAAACGUGGUCGAACAGUACCCGAGGAAUUGGUGACUCAAGACCAAAUCAAGACCUUUCUUACUGUGGCGUCACAUCCAGGUUUACAUUCAGCUUCUAUACCUGGUAUAUUGGCAUUGGACAUCAAUAGUGCAGAUCAUAGUAAAAUUCUGACAGGAGGUAAUGACAAGAAUGCCACAGUGUUCAACAAAGAUACUGAACAAGUAGUUGCCAUACUCAAGGGUCACACAAAAAAGAUUACCAAAGUAAUAUAUCAUCCCGAUGAGGAUACAGUAAUCACUGGUUCACCGGAUAUGUCCAUACGUAUUUGGAAUGUACCGACAUCCCAGACGCAAUUGUUGUUACGCUGUCACGAUGGUCCAAUUACUGGAUUGUCUCUGCAUCCAACAGGUGAUUACGUUCUUUCCACAUCGUCGGAUAAGCACUGGGCGUUUUCCGAUAUUCGCACUGGACGUCUACUAACAAAGGUUAUUGAUACUGCGGAGGUUGGCUUAACAACGGCUCAGUUUCAUCCUGAUGGUUUAAUUUUUGGUACUGGCACGGAUGAUUCACAAGUGAAAAUUUGGGAUCUUAAAGAACAAAGUAAUGUUGCCAACUUUCCUGGUCACACGGGUCCUAUAUCUGCAAUUUCAUUUUCGGAGAACGGCUAUUAUCUUGCUACAGCAGCUGACGAUGCUUGCGUUAAAUUAUGGGAUUUACGUAAGCUCAAAAAUUUCAAAACAAUACAACUUGACGAUACUUAUGAAGUAAAAGAUUUAUGUUUUGAUCAAAGUGGUACAUAUUUAGCAAUUGCAGGCACUGAUGUCAGAGUUUAUAUGUGCAAACAAUGGCAAGAUUUAAAAGUUUUUAAUGAUCACACGGCACUGGCUACUGGUGUCCGGUUUGGCAAAAAUGCUCAAUAUAUAGCAUCAACAAGUAUGGAUAGGACAUUGAAGUUAUAUUCAAUCGAUUAAGCUGUGCAUUUUGGAAUUUUAAUUUAACAUUAAGGAUUUUUUUGUAUUGGGAAAGACUCUUCUGUCUUUCACCCCCAUUAACACAUGUGUUAACUAACAGUUAUACUGAAAGUUUUCAAACAAACCGUGUUAAUGGGUGUCAGUAUGUUUGAUUAUUUUAUAUUAUUUUAUACAUUUUCAAAAAAAUAAAGAGAAAGAGAAAUUAUGCUAUUUAUUAAUUUUUUUUUCAUUUUCACUCAUAAGCGUUAAAUUAUAAAUAAUAUGUAUGAUGAAAUUUUAAUAAAAUAAUAAAAAAUACACAGUAAAUCGUUAA
Messenger RNA from Calliphora vicina (urban bluebottle blowfly), 1973 nucleotides. It is a transcript of the gene Prp19, whose product is annotated as pre-mRNA processing factor 19. Gene Ontology annotation, molecular function: ubiquitin protein ligase activity; protein binding. The transcript is spliced from 4 exons. NCBI's taxonomy places the organism in Eukaryota, Metazoa, Arthropoda, Insecta, Diptera, Calliphoridae. Bases 137 to 1660 code for a protein of 507 amino acids. Gene Ontology annotation, biological process: mRNA splicing, via spliceosome; protein ubiquitination; DNA repair. The record is from RefSeq and is a predicted model, not a curated record. Gene Ontology annotation, cellular component: Prp19 complex; U2-type catalytic step 1 spliceosome; cytoplasm.